CAGAUUCACGUGUUUAUUUCAGACUUGAGCGACUGAAUUAUUUUAAUAUUUUGGAAAUAUUGUAGAAUUUAAGGUACACCGACACAUAAAAUAAAUUAUAGAACAAAGAUAAUGGCAGAAGAAACUUAUAUCGAACUAACAAAACGCUGUACACCUGUGACAAAGAACGAAAUAGCUCAUUUAUCAUGGCGAAACUCCGUACUAGCUGUGCGUAAAAGCAAACGUUUGCAUUUUCUCGAAUAUGGGUAUAAUUUGGAGUGUUUAGACAGAAAUCUUGACUUUGCUGAGAGUGCUUUAGUCAGCCCUACAACUAGUCCUGCCACAGAAGUGUGUAAAGCAAAUUUCUUAAAGUCAGAAAUGAGAAACGCCGAUUUCACAGACAUGUUGCUAGAUUCAGCGUUUUGGCCUCACAAUCAAGCUCUUACCCAAGAAAUGACGAGCAUAACUAUGUGCAAGUGGUCUCCACAAGACUUUCUGAAGAGUAAUUCUGUUCUGGCAGUCUUAAAUAAUAUUGGAGGAGUAGAAUUCUUUGUCAAAGAUAGAAUAGUAUGGAAAAGCAUUCUGAACUUGUCACCCUACAUUACAAAACUUCUAGAGCACAACAAAAAGCCAGGAUACUUUGAGGAACUCAAGGAAUCUGUUUAUAUUCUUGAAACAUCCGCCAUUUGCUGGGCUCCGGAGUUAAACUCCGAUGAUUCCUGCUGCUUCGUCACAGCACAGAAGAAUGGUAUACUUCUAUUUUGGCAAUUAUUCAGUAGUAUGAAUGAACCGCAACUAAUUGGAUAUGUUACUACAAAUAUGGAAGAUAUGAGUCUCAUACGGUGGAUACCGAAAUCAGAAGACAGCUUUUUCAUAGUCAGCACGAAUCUAACGGGACAAAUAUCUGCUUUCGAUUUGAAAUUAGAAUCUGAUGGCAUUAAGCUUCUAAAAACUUGUCCGCUUUGGCCACAUAAGGACAGAAUGACGGCAGUAGCCUUAAAAUAUUUAAAAAUGAAUGAUAAAAUAAUUUUUAUCACUAGCAAACAUAGACAUUUGUUGGUACAAGCCAUUGAUAAUGAUGGCAACAUUCUUAGUCAAUAUUUAAAUAAUAUCAAUGAUCAUCGAAUAUCGGACAUUGUUUAUUCCUGCGAUGGCAUUUACGUAACAGCAGUAAAUGUUGCAAUUUAUAAAGUUAAUGUUACUCUGUCUGCUAAUUUAAAAGUAGACCUUAUCCCUCUAGUCAUUAAGGAACCUUAUCCAUUGUACGAACUGUACAGUCUACGAUUCUCACCGAACAAUGUAAUGUGCGCUUUAGCUAUGGUUGAACGCAAAGUACAAGCUAGAAAAGAAGCUCUUAAGUUAGAAAUAAUAUUUAUUGGCAAAGAAAUGAAACCAGAAUGUAUGCUUGAUACUCUAUUAUCAAAUCCAACGAAGAAAUUGACGCACUAUUGGGAUUGUGUUGAAUUAUUACGGUUUCAAAUUACUAAAUUAAAGUGGAUGCCAAAAUUGGACUAUAAUGAACUUUAUGCAUCAGGUGCACGAGAUAUUUAUAAGCUUAAAAUCUAUUUAAUCCUCCUAACUUACAUUUCUGGAUUAAGGAAAGUUUUACGCUUAGUUGACAUUACAUUACCGGAGACUUCCACGGAUGUUGUGAGAGAAAAAAUCCUCUAUUUACAUGCAAAUCAGUUAUUAGACAGUUUAUGCACAAAAUGCCAAGAUGAGGGUCAAUUAAGUGAUCUAGAUAUGGAGUCUCUAUACGGUACAAAGAAAUAUUUGGAAUAUUAUUCGAAGAAAUAUAAAACGGAGAUUCAAUUAGAUCAAAAUGUGUUAAAUGCGUUAGAAAAUUCCUGUGAAUAUGUGUGUCAGUGCUGUGAUGAACAAAUUGAAGGUUUUACGUGUAAAAGUGGACAUUUAAAUAUGUUUUGUAUGGCAACAUUUACUCCUAUUACAUCAGAUGAUUAUUUAACAUGUCAGUGUUGCAAUGCUACAUCUAGAGCUGAUUUAGAAAUUGAAAAUCCUAUAUGCGUGUUCUGCGAUUUGUAUUUGGUUAAACCUGAUUAAAAUAUUUAAACAUAAAAGAAA
Spodoptera frugiperda (fall armyworm) is the source of this 2061-nucleotide messenger RNA. RefSeq lists its product as uncharacterized. Lineage: Eukaryota; Metazoa; Arthropoda; Insecta; Lepidoptera; Noctuidae. The record is from RefSeq and is a predicted model, not a curated record. The coding region runs from base 112 to 2040 and encodes 642 amino acids. Gene Ontology annotation, molecular function: protein binding. The transcript has a single exon.